AUGAGAAAAACCCAUUUGCUAAAACUGAUACUUGCAGUAUCUCUACCAACGACAUUCUUGAUCGGAAUCGCCAUCAUCGUAAUCUUCAUCUUCUGCAGAAGAGGAGGCACAACAACAGAGACAAGUGAAUCCCAAAACGACGUCGAAUCUCCUUCUAAAGAGAAACAAGAAUUUUCCGACAACGGAUCCGAAACAGAGGAGGAGCUUGUCAUUUUCGACGGCGGAGAAGAUCUCACGAUCUGCGACAUCCUCGAAGCUCCCGGAGAAGUAAUCGGAAAAUCAAGCUACGGAACAUUAUACAAAGCGUCGUUGCAGCGAAGCGGGAAAGUUCGGGUUCUUAGAUUCCUUCGACCUCUGUGUGCAGUCUCAUCGGAUUCGAAAGAGUUUGAUGGCGUCAUCGAGUCGCUUGGAUUCGUCCGACACGAUAAUUUGGUUCCUCUGUUAGGGUUCUAUGUCGGGAACAGAGGAGAGAAGCUUAUGGUCCAUCCCUUCUUCAGUUCCGGGAAUCUUUCCGAUUUCAUCAGAAGUGGAGAUGUUGAAUCACACAAAUGGAGUAACAUUUUGAGCAUCACCAUUGGAAUAGCCAAAGCUCUUGAUCAUCUCCAUACAGGAAUGCAGAAACCAAUCCUUCACGGGAAUCUGAAGUCGAAAAACGUUCUUUUAGACCCCAGUUUUAGGCCAAGAGUCUCUGAUUUCGGCUUGCAUUUGCUCUUGAACCUCGCGGCUGGGCAAGAGAUCCUAGAAGCUUCAGCUGCAGAGGGGUACAAAGCACCUGAGCUGAUAAAGAUGAAGGAAGUAAGCAGAGAGAGCGAUGUGUACAGUUUCGGUGUGAUCAUGCUUGAGCUAGUCUCUGGUAAAGAGCCGCCGAUGAACAAAAACAAAAGGGGUUACGUUCCUGAUCAUAACAAGUUGUCGGAUUUGUACCGUCCUGAGAUUCUUGGGAGUGGCGUGACCGAAGAACGUGUCCACGAAUACAUUCAGCUUGCAAUGUCUUGUUGCUCUACAUCACCUUCUCUAAGGCCAAGCUUCAAGCAAGUAUUAAGGAAACUUGAGAUCAGGAAAUGA
Microthlaspi erraticum is the source of this 1065-nucleotide messenger RNA. Lineage: Eukaryota; Viridiplantae; Streptophyta; Magnoliopsida; Brassicales; Brassicaceae. The record is from the annotation of a GenBank genome assembly.